Tigriopus californicus is the source of this 3761-nucleotide messenger RNA. It is a transcript of the gene Tbc1d8-9, whose product is annotated as TBC1 domain family member 9-like. NCBI's taxonomy places the organism in Eukaryota, Metazoa, Arthropoda, Copepoda, Harpacticoida, Harpacticidae. Gene Ontology annotation, molecular function: calcium ion binding. Bases 284 to 3697 code for a protein of 1137 amino acids. The transcript has 9 exons. The record is from RefSeq and is a predicted model, not a curated record.
GGUUACUCAUGAGUCGUGCCUGCCUGGACUCGAAGCUUUUCUGUCAAAUCAGUGAAUCGGCACAACUCUACUCAGCUGUCAGUGUAGUGUUUUGUUUCUCCGUCACUUCAGUUCAUUUUCACGACUGAUCUGAUCAAACUGACUAGAACACAACUCGAUCCAAUCGAUCAAAGGGAAAACGAUCUCAUUUGAGUCGAAGGUCAAGACCUCAUUGCCAUUUCUAGUCUACGGCUAACGAUUAACAGUGUGUCUAUGACUGGGUGACGCCCACCCGUGGUUUAGGAUGUGGGUCAAGCCGAGCGAGGUGUUGGUGAGCGGGCCGUUAUGGACCAUCGAACGGGCGAAUCCGCAUUUCCUGCUCCAACGACGCAAAGGGCGCGGCACCAAGGGCCUCUCGUCGCUUUUGGUGGGCACUUGGGACACGGUGCUCAACACCAAACCACCCACUUAUCGAAUCUUGCACCAGAGUGAAGAUUCCGAGGUGUAUCUACUCGUAUCCGAGGCCAUGGAAUCCCGCGAGGCUCUUAAAGAUUGGCAAUGGUUGGAGAAGGAGCUGCUGCCGACCUUGACAGAUAUCAGUACCGAGGAGGCUUCGGAUUUUGUCCGUGCCAAAAUCGAAAGCCUCUUGGCCAUUGACAAGGCCGAACAUGCAUAUACCUCUGUCGAAGACGCCGAGUCGAUUCCUUAUCGGGAGGCCAGUGAGAAAUUCCGCAGGCUUUUCAAUGUGAGCGAGGAUGAUAAAUUGGUGAGCUACUAUUCAGCCUCUUAUUGGAAGGGCAAGUUUCCCCGACAGGGUUGGGCCUAUCUUACGGUCAACAAUUUGGCGUUCUACUCGUACAUCCUGGGUCAAGAGAUCAAAUUGUUACUCCGAUGGACCGAUGUGACCCAGAUCAACAAAAGUCACACCAUUUUGGCGCCCGAGUCGGUGGAAAUCACCACCCGGGAUCAGGUGUAUUACUUUUCGUUCUUCUUGUCAAGCGUAGAAGCGUUCGCUCUAAUACAACAAUUGGCUAAUCUCGGGAUGCGGAAACUUAUCAACGAUGACACCUAUCAGCACGAUCUAGAGCUCCUAUUGAAGCGCAGUAAAAAUGUGCCCAAGAAGGCCUCAUUUCUCAAGCGAGAUUUGGACGCCCGAAAAAUGUCCGAGAAGUUUCGUAUGUUGUUCCAAGUGCCAAACACGGAGAAACUGGACGGGCAGGUCGAGUGCUACAUUUGGACCCCCUUCAACCAGAAGUAUCGCUUUGGGCGGUUGUACAUCAGUCAGAAUUUCAUUUGCUUUCAAUCCCAUGUGGCCAAUCUAGCAAGUCUAAUCAUCCCCCUGAGGGACGUGACGUGCGUGGAGAAAACUGAUUCCCAACCUAAUGGAAAUACAGUGGACGAGGCCAUCUCCAUCGCCAUGAAAACUACGAAAAAGCCUUUUAUUUUCGCUCAGAUCCCUGAUCGUAAUUUCGUGGUUGAAAAGCUAUCGGAUCUCCUCUCCAAACUUGAGGAUCCCAGCGAAAAUGUUCUGACCAAAAGCGGAUCUGGAAGUGGGAGUGGAGUCGGCAGUGAUUAUGUGACCAAUGUUUCACUCCCUACAACUUGCUCGUCUUCGGGCAGUUUCGAAAACAUGGAACCUUGCGAACCGCUAAUGAACAUUUUCAAGGAGGAUCAUCAUCUGGACCAAUCAUUGGAGGCCACCAAGGAAAUAUUGUGGGAGAAGCAUUUCAGCGAAUUUGGACGAGGAGUGUCCAUGUUUAGAACUGUGGAAUGUACAAAUCUGAUACUUAAAGGCAUUCCUGAUCGAUUCCGCUGUGAGUUGUGGAUGAACUCAUCUGGUGCCGUCCAUGAAAAGUUGUCCCAUCCAGGUUAUUACAAUCUAAUGGUCGAACAAUCCCAGGGGUUAAAAACGGUGGCCAAUGACGAGAUCGAACGAGAUCUUCACCGUUCCCUCCCCGAGCAUCCCGCUUUCCAGGGGGACAUUGGGAUCAACGCCCUCCGAAGAAUCUUGAGUGCUUAUGCUCAUCGUAAUCCUCAAAUUGGUUACUGUCAAGCCAUGAAUAUCGUGGCCUCCGUGCUGUUGAUUUAUUGCUCGGAGGAGGAUGCAUUUUGGCUCCUGGUGGCCAUUUGUGAGCGUUUCCUACCCGAUUACUACAACACAAAAGUGGUUGGAGCCUUGAUUGAUCAAGGGGUACUCGAUGAGCUUCUCAAGGACGAGAUCCCUGAUCUGAGCUCCCGGCUUGAAGAGCUGGGCAUGAUCAAGUCCAUUUCCCUCUCGUGGUUCCUGACAAUCUUUCUGAGUGUGAUGCCAUAUCAAACCGCCGUUCACGUUAUGGAUGCAUUUUUCUACGAUGGAGCCAGAGUUCUUUUUACAAUGGCCUUGAUCAUCUUGGCGAGGAACGAGAGCUUCCUAUUGAAGUGCUUGGAUGACGGCGAGGCCAUGACCAAGCUAACCGAGUUCUUCAAGUCGAUUCUCCGUGAUGAUCCUGAUUAUCACCAAUCGCCGUCAAAAGUCGAUCGUCAGCCAACGAUUUCCUUGCUUUUAAAUGAAUCAUACCACACAUUUGAGCACAUCACUCGGGAAUCUAUUGAAAAACUCCGACUCCAGCAUCGGUUGAGAGUGGUUCAAAACUUGGAAGACACGCAAAUGAAACAUGUUCUUCGAAGUGUUGAUCAAUCCCAAACCAAAAUCACGGACGAUGAGAUCCAGGCACUCUUCGUCAUGGUUAAAAACGGACAAUUGGAAAGAACCAGCGCUAUGUUCGUUGACCCACAGGAAAAAGCCGAUCCCAACCGACAUUACUACGAGUUGUACAAAAUUGAUUUGGAUACUUUCAAAAAUGUAUUUCAAUAUGUUAGUCCUUGGGGAGAGGGGCCUGAAAUGGGUCAAGUUCUGGCCGAAAGACUCUUCCGACUCAUGGAUACGAAUGACGACAACUUGUUGAACUUCAAGGAGUUUGUCUACAUCUUGGACAUGGUUUGCAAAGGAGAUCACAUCAAAAAGCUGAAACUCCUCUUUUGUCUUCAUUUGCCUGGAGUGGUUCUUCCGGGUGAGCUAGAGAGCCCGGAUUCUGUAGAUGGAGCAGAAAUGGCGUGUGAUGCCAGUGAUUUCUUUAUCGGGAAAGAUGAUCCUUCGAGGGAAAAGAAAGUGUCAGCCGCGUCUCUUGAUCAUGAUGAUUUGGACUUUGCGGAUAUUCCUGCCGAUGAACCCGAGACGAGGGCAAAAGAGAGUGACUUGAAAGAGCUGAACAAGAUCCUUUUCGGCUCGGAGUCUAAAACCGACUUGAAGAAGUUUCCGCCUUUGCCGCAAAAGAAUUUUAUUCAUUUAUGGAAGACCCUCCACGAUAUGUUCUUGCAACCCAGUUCGAAUCCGGCCAUGGUGGACUUUGACAUUGAGAAUCUGUAUCAUUCCGUGUCCAUAGUAGGAACUUUGUUGCUCCAAAUUGGCGAGGUGGGACAAAAAGUUCAAAGCUCUUCCAAGGCCCAAGAGGAAUUUGGGAGCUCCCUUCCCAAAUUGCCCAAUCUGCCCCCUGAGCCUAUCGAGAACUGGUCCAUCAGUUUUGAACAAUUUCUGGCCUGCGUGCUAAAUGAAGCCGUCCUUGUGGAAUAUUUCGAUCGGAAGAUUCCCAUCCAAAUGGGUUUGGCCAAGAUGAACUCCACCCGAUUGAUGAGACAAGACAGUAUUUCCCUCACUAAUCGAUCUGUUUUCUAUGUGUGAUAGAUAUGUCUCUUGAUUUUGAUUGAUUUCUUUUGCGUCACGAAAUGAAGUUUAUUAGUAUCAA